CGCAGCGGUACUCCAUGCCGCAAUUUAAAUUUUUAAUACAUUUUUCUAUCGGUAUAUUUGUCCUACGCCCUGGCCGUCUAGGUAUGCAAUCAUGUCUAUUUUUAGGAGCGCCUGGCUUGCACGAAGUUUAUUGGUGUAAGUCUGUCAGUUUGUUUCGGAGCGUCAAAGUAACGAGAGCUGAUCUGCGGUAUUCCGUGCCGCAACGCGACCGGUCAUGGAUAGAAGAGCCUUCAGGAAACCACUUACUGAGAAAGAGUUACGUUACCUAGCGGAGAACUGGUCUGAUUAUGAGGAUGAUGUCGAUUUUGAGAGUGAAAGCUGUUAUAUGCUCUUUGUGACAGUAAAACGUAUUACACUUGGAAAUUUGGAAUAUAUUGUGGAUUACAACGUGAG
Acanthoscelides obtectus is the source of this 393-nucleotide messenger RNA. NCBI's taxonomy places the organism in Eukaryota, Metazoa, Arthropoda, Insecta, Coleoptera, Chrysomelidae. The record is from the annotation of a GenBank genome assembly.